This is a messenger RNA of Oncorhynchus tshawytscha (Chinook salmon), 1705 nucleotides long. Its product is annotated as solute carrier family 25 member 48. Gene Ontology annotation, cellular component: mitochondrion. The transcript has 7 exons. NCBI's taxonomy places the organism in Eukaryota, Metazoa, Chordata, Actinopteri, Salmoniformes, Salmonidae. Gene Ontology annotation, molecular function: transmembrane transporter activity. Bases 150 to 1094 code for a protein of 314 amino acids. Gene Ontology annotation, biological process: transmembrane transport. The record is from RefSeq and is a predicted model, not a curated record.
CAAAGAUGCUUGGAAAGUACAUUUGUUUUACUUUGUUUCUACCCCGCGUGUCUGUAUCGACUUUCGAUUCCAGACAAUUAAGAUUUCUGCUCACAAGUGACUGACUGGUGACAGUGACAAAAGAAAAGGUAUAUUAAGAGCAUCCAAAAAUGAAUUGUUUUCAUUUAGAUGACUUCCUUGCAGGGUGGAUUGGAGGAGCUUCCAGUGUUAUUGUGGGUCAUCCUCUGGACACAGUCAAGACUCGUUUACAAGCUGGGAAAGGAUACAAGAACACCCUUCACUGUGUCCUCCAAAUCUACAGAAAGGAAACGAUUGCUGGCUUCUUCAAGGGUCUCUCCUUUCCGCUGGCCAGCAUCACUGUGUAUAACUCAGUGGUGUUUGGAUUCUUCAACAACACACAGAGGGUUAUAAGCAAGUUCCGCCAUGGUGACGAGAGACGGUCGUGUGGUAUGCUGGACAUGACCCUGGCCAGCAUGUUGACAGGGCUGAUGUCAGUGGGACUCGGAGCGCCGGUCGACUUAGUUAAGAUCAGACUGCAGAUGCAGACUCUGCCCUGUCUAUCAGAGAACCUGAACCUCGCCGGGACGACCGGAAACGUGAAUGGUAACAUCGCCGUGCGCUCCGUGACUCUCCAGGGCCAGCCGACCUACAGAGGGCCCAUCCACUGCAUCAGCUCCAUACUGCGGACUGAGGGGAUCCGGGGGCUUUACAGAGGGGCCGGGGCCAUGGUCCUGAGAGACGUUCCUGGGUACACGCUGUACUUCAUCCCCUACGCGUUGUUCCGUCGCUGGCUAUCCCCUGAAGGGAGGUCAUCACCUCAUCCCUGUACUGUAUGGGUGUCUGGAGGACUGGCAGGUUCUAUCUCGUGGGUCACGGCUACUCCAGCAGACGUGGUGAAGAGCAGACUACAGGCUGACGCUCUCCACGCAAGGAAAUAUAGAGGGAUUGUCCACUGCGUCGUUCAGAGCUACCAGACCGAGGGGAUACAUGUCUUUUUCCGCGGAGCCUCCGUGAACGCUAUCCGAGGCUUCCCAAUGAGUGCCACCAUGUUUCUGGGCUACGAACUCUCUCUGCAGUUCUUCAGGGCUCUCUAGUAUCUACACAAGGAAUAUAAUGAAACAUUAUCUUGACAGUUAUUCUCUUGUCCUAGGACACUCCAAAUGGUUUCCUCAGGAAGAUCAUUUGAAUCCUUGCAGAAUGAAAGUAGGGAGUGUCUUGACUUGAGAAUUGUUCUAGUUGAGAAUUAUCUGCGCUACUGCCAUAAUACAAUCUAUUUAUAAAGUGUAAAUACUAAUUUCUUAUAUUAAGAAAAUAUCUUAAAUUAAAGUGCCUUACAUUAAUUGACAAAUGUAUACAUUUAAAUAUGUUGUGCUACAGUAUACAGUAACAGUAUGCUUAAUAUAAAGCUGUACUAAAUAAAUUAACUCGUUUUAGGACCCAACAGUAAACCAGUUCUAACCUCCAUAAUGAUAUGCACAUGAAUCAUUAUAUUUUGUUGGUGCCAGGCUUUUAAUUAAACUCUUUAAACUUUGUGAUUUGUAAAUAAGUAUGAGAGAAAUUAAAUGUCAUUCCACAAGGAGGCAUAGUUUUGUACAUCAUUUUUUCUUAAAAGUUAUUUUAAAUGUGGGUUUUUGGGGGGGAAUUCUUGUUACGGACUGUUUCUGUACACUUUUACUUGGAAAAUCUAAUAAACAUAUUGUUUAAA